Messenger RNA from Alternaria rosae, 1358 nucleotides. RefSeq lists its product as uncharacterized. The transcript has a single exon. The coding region runs from base 469 to 1260 and encodes 263 amino acids. Lineage: Eukaryota; Fungi; Ascomycota; Dothideomycetes; Pleosporales; Pleosporaceae. The record is from RefSeq and is a predicted model, not a curated record.
CCUACACGCGCUGUAACUGUUACCUAAAAGCGUAAGAUUAAAGAGUAGACGCGUAAUAAGAGUAUUAAGCUAAAGCAGAGCUUGUACACAAAGUUUUAGAUAGACUAGAUUAUACUACCUUCUAUCACAGAUAGUAAAAUUCCCUAGAACGCUUUCAAAAAUAUUAAUAUUUACGUGCCCAUAACAGUUCUAGAGAGUACUGUCUACAUACUGCUAAGAGGCAUAGCACGCAUCUACUAAAAGCUUAACAUUAAACACGCAGAAGCAUGCACUAGCUUUAAGUUUAGAAAGCAGCGCGCUGUACCUAUUAUUACUAGUGUUGUUAUAGCAGUAAAGAAUAAGAAAAUAGUUAUCAAUGCUUGGGAGGUCGAACAAGCUGAGAGAGCGAGGAAGGAAGCAGAGAAACGGCAGUUGCUUGUGUUAAAGACGUAGAAGAAGCUCCUGAGCAGCUUGCGCAUCGUCGAGCGCAUGAAAGUGGAGUAUGGUGAAGACGUCGAACUUCCGCCGAAGAAGGCCGAGCCUGUGCCAAAAGCCAAAAGCAAGGAGAACAAGUCCGAGUGGGAGGUCUUCCAGAACCACGACGACUUCGAAGGGGGCUUUCUCCGUGAAGAUGAGCCAGCCGACAGUACCCUUGUGCGAGAAGCACCAGGUCAAGCUCGUUUCGACGAUGGGGACAUGGCAGGCGGCUUCUUCGCUGCCAGUCAAGAAGAGCCAGAGCAUGGUGAUCUGACCAUCGAUCACGGUAAUACAGAAGCCGAGACCCACAGAUCUGUGGUUGAGUCGUCGUACCAGACGCCUAUGUCGCUCACAUCCACCUUACAGCAGCCAGCAGACCAAAGCAGUGCACCAGACGACCAUGAGGACGAGAUUGUGGAUCUAGAUUCACCCGCCGACACCGAAGAAAACUCGGGCGAUGAAUCUCCACCACCGCGUCGCAAGACUACUGCCACCCGAGGUCGCGCUCGAAGUCGCGCCACCAAAGCCACGCCAGCUAGUACACGCAAGCGCAAGUCGAUGCUGGUCGACUCAUUGGAUGACGAAGACCUUGCAAUACCUGACCUUCCACCGACCCCGCCUGCGUCCACUCGCGCAGCGCCCAAGCGGAAGGCUGCGCGCAAGAGCGAUGCACAUGUCAAGAGUCACUUCUUCGCCGAGGGGAGUGAGAGCGAGACCGAUCUCACGGAUAUCACGGAUUGGGCGUCACCGAAGAAAGCGGCAAGAGGUGGGAAGAGCGCGAGAGGGUGGGGCAGAGGACGAUGACUAGGACGAGGGAAGGGUAUGGCUUGAACGCUAUUCUAAUUCAGAGCGCCAGAAAAACAAAUCAGUAAUUAGAAACAUCCUAACGACUAGAUUUGAGG